This is a messenger RNA of Doryrhamphus excisus (bluestripe pipefish), 3847 nucleotides long. The record is from RefSeq and is a predicted model, not a curated record. NCBI's taxonomy places the organism in Eukaryota, Metazoa, Chordata, Actinopteri, Syngnathiformes, Syngnathidae.
GAAAGUUGUUCUCCGAGGUGGAGGAGAGAGAGAGAGAGAGAGAGCAGCAACAGUAAACGGAGCUUAUUUCUUACUUUCGUUUUCUCCGGGAGCGAUGAGGCGGAAGGAGAAAAGGCUUUUGCAGUUCGCCGGGGUUCUCAUCGCGGCUCUGCUUUUCCUGCCUAACGUGGGGUUGUGGUCUUUGUACCGGUACCGAGUCUUCGACAGCACGCCUGCCACGGUGGACGGACCGUGGGGCAUGCAGCAGAUCCAGGGGCUGAACCAGAUGAGGAAGGUCACUCAGGUGGGGCAAGAUGGCGUUCGAAGGACGGACUGGCAUGACUACGACGCGAUAAGGAAGGACGCAGCCCGUGUCGGUAACGGCGAACAGGGUAAACCGUUUCUGAUGUCCGAUGCCCAUCGGGUGGACCUGGCUUACAGGGAGAACGGCUUCAACAUCUACGUUAGUGACCGCAUCUCGCUCAACCGCUCGCUGCCGGACAUACGCCACGCAAACUGUAAACAGAAGCUGUACGCCGAGAAACUACCCAACACCAGCAUCAUCAUCCCGUUCCAUAACGAAGGCUGGUCAUCUCUACUGAGGACGGUCCACAGCGUCCUCAACCGUUCUCCUCCGCAGCUCAUUGCCGAAGUCAUCCUGGUAGACGACUUCAGCGAUAAAGAGCACCUGAAAGCGGCCCUGGAGGAGUACAUGGGCCAUAUGCCCAAAGUUCGCAUCCUGAGGACCAAGAAGAGGGAGGGUCUCAUCAGGACUCGGCUGCUGGGGGCCGCCGCCGCCAAAGGGGAGGUCAUUACCUUUCUGGACUCGCACUGUGAGGCCAACGUCAACUGGCUGCCUCCGCUACUCGACCGAAUUUCCCAGAACAGGAAGACGGUGGUGUGCCCGAUGAUCGACGUGAUCGACCACGACAACUUUGGCUACGACACACAAGCGGGUGACGCCAUGCGCGGGGCCUUCGACUGGGAAAUGUACUACAAGCGCAUCCCCAUCCCCAGCCAGCUGCAGCGGGACGACCCCAGCGAGCCCUUCGAGUCUCCAGUGAUGGCGGGAGGGCUGUUUGCAGUAGAUAGGAAGUGGUUCUGGGAGCUGGGAGGAUAUGACACGGGUCUCGAAAUCUGGGGAGGAGAGCAGUACGAGAUCUCCUUUAAGAUUUUCUACACCAAAAUCAACAUCAGUAAACUCAACUGUCGUCUCUGCACAGGACCAUCCUCACACCCACAAAGACUGUCAGGACACUUGUGGAUGUGUGGGGGUCGAAUGGAGGACAUCCCCUGCUCCAGGGUGGGACACAUCUACAGGAAGUACGUCCCCUACAAGGUCCCCGGGGGGAUCAGUUUGGCAAAGAAUCUGAAGCGUGUGGCCGAGGUAUGGAUGGACGAGUACGCCGAAUAUGUGUACCAACGCCGGCCCGAGUACCGCCACCUAUCAGCGGGCGACAUGAUGGCACAGAAGGAGCUGAGGAGCCGCCUCAACUGCAAGAGCUUCAAGUGGUUUAUGUCCGAGGUGGCCUGGGAUCUGCCCAAGCACUACCCGCCUGUGGAACCGCCAGCCGCCGCCUGGGGAGAAAUCCGGAACGUUGGCAGCGGUAUGUGCAUGGAGGUGAAGCACUUUGUAUCAGGCAGCCCCGUUCGCUUGGAGAGCUGUGCGAAAAGCCGCGGGGAGGUGGCCUGGAGUCACGGGCAGGUGUUAACACUCGGCUGGAGGGAGGACAUCCGCGUGGGCGACCCCAUGCACACCAGGAAGGUUUGCUUUGACGCCAUCUCCCACAACAGCCUUGUCACCUUGUACGACUGUCACGGCAUGAAAGGCAACCAGCUGUGGCGCUACCGGAAGGAUAAGAGUCUGUACCACCCGGUGAGCAACAGCUGUAUCGACAGCAGCCCGAGUGAACGCCGCGUCUUCAUGAACACGUGCGACUCGUCUUCACUGAGCCAACAGUGGCUCUUCGAGAGAACCAACGCCACCGUGCUGAAGCAGUUCAACCUGGGCACCGACUGACGCUGCCGCCAUCACAGCACAAUGAGAACGAGGGCUGAAUAACGAGCUGUUUGACAAACAGUCAUCUAGAGCGUUGGCGAGUGAGCGGCCGACAUCCAGAGUCCAAUCACACGACAGGAGUUUGUGAUCAGGAAGCAGGUAUGUUUCUUGUGUACAUAAAUAAACUAAGAGAAGUAGCAGGAUUUAAGUUUGCUGGCCUAUGCUAGCUCAAAACCAGAUGUAGAAAUGCGGUUCUUUGCCGGGACUCAAACGUAGCAAAAAAAUGUUCGCGGUAAUGACAUUUUUUAAACCUGUAAAGUGUACUUUAUAGCACAAAACUCAUCACACAGCAACUUAACACUUAAACAGUAUACCUAAUAAAUAUACAAACAUAUACCUAUAUGAGUUUAUAAUGGGGGAAAAAUAACAUUUUAACGUUUUCCCACAAUGCAUUUCAUCUGAGCAAAGUAUUUCAUUGGAGUACAAGCAGUAUUCGUAAUGGGGGUAAUUUUUUUUAUUUUGAACUCGUAUUUGUACAUGUUUGUGUAUUACUUAGCUAAGUUUUGGGUGUUAAGUUACCGUGUGAUGAAUUUAGGUAUCAUUGUAAGAAGACACAUUGAGUUUAGACUGUUAUUUUGAGUAAUGACCAUCCUAUGAUUUCACUUAUAGCUUGUGAUUGGCUCCUGCCAAAGAGAAUGUACGCAUAAAUUAGCCGCAAGGUUCAAAGAUUAAGAAAAAAGUAGCGGCUUUUACAUCGGAAAUUGCCCUUGUUAUUUUAUUUUCGGUUUUAUCUCUCUAGUUACUUCUGGACAGCAUGUUGGGUUUCUGGUACUCUCAAAUAUGAGUUUUUUUUUAGCAAAAUAAUUCGGUACUUGGUGAAACGACAUUAUUUAUACAAGUCUUGUUAUUAGUUAUUAAUAGGAAUUGAAGAUGUACACCUUUUCAUUCUUCGAGACCAUCGUCGAAAGUUCGAGUGCCGCUUCCUCCAACAGUUGACAGUUUUUCCUCCAACGGGGACACUCGCAGCAUCCCUCGCUACACCACUGCUCCAUGCGGUGAAACAGUCUGGCUUCAAAGGGGAAAUUAACAGCACUGUCUGUUCCCAGGUGUUGGUGGAGGGGGGUGGGAGCCAACAGGCAGCCCCCCAAAGGGUCCCCCGGGGGAAACAGACCUGAAAAUGUGGAACAUUUUUAUAGACUCUGAAAACCUGCUCUCUCUUUUUUUUUUAAAUCGUGGAAAACACAAGCAGACUCUUGGAUUUUUAUGGAUACGUGUGGGACUUCCUGUGUUUUGCAUUCAGUUGUUGCCUUCGGACUCUUGGCUACGCCCUCGACGUGAUGCAUGGAGCAAAACGUGUGCUAUACUGCGGACUCUUUUCUAAGAAAAUGUACGUAUUAUCUUUUAUACCCAAUAAAGAUAUUCUUAUAUAGGCUGCGUGUACCUGCUUUUUACUAUUAGAUGUAACAGAUUUGUCCACUCAUCUUUUUGACUCUUCAAACUAUGGAUUUGACCACUUUUUUUUUCCAUAGGGGUGGCCAUAAGUAGGUACCUGAAUUGUCUAGAUAGCAAGUGGGGUGGCCGGAGAGUGACUAGGGGUGUCCACGGCCCCGUAGUUCCACCACCCACCGUCUAUUGGAGGAAUUAAUAGCAGUGUGCCGAGUUUCUGGAUUCUGCUCACCAUAAUGGCUGCCAAACCCGAACAGGGAAUAAUAUGGUAGUGGAUACCGAUCGAAAUUUGACCAAGAAAACUUACCUACCGGGCGGCACGGCGGUUUAGUGGUUAACGUGCAGACCUCACAGCUAGGAGACCAGGGUUCAAUUCCACCCUCGGCCAUCUCUGUGUGGAGUUUGCAUGUUCUCCCCGUGCAU